UCAUUAUCUGGAAACAAUAAAAAGAGGUUUGAACGGCCACAAAGUUCAAUUUUAUCUCACCAUCACUUCACCUGCAAUGGCUUCGUUACUAGGGGCAGUACCUAUGGCUGUUCAAUCCAUGGCGGCUCUUUCUCCUAAUUUAUCCUUCUCUCGUUCUCACUCAGUAGCUGGCGUGUCAAUUGCGGCAGCAACCCCUUCAGCAUCAAUUUCGUCUUUGACUCUCACCUCUUCAAACCUGCCAUUGAUUUACUGCGGCAGAGGCGAUAAGAAGACUGCGAAGGGCAAGCGCUUCAAUCACUCCUUCGGCAAUGCAAGGCCAAGGAACAAGAAGAAGGGAAGAGGACCGCCUAGGGUUGCAGCACCUCCAGCAGCUCCAAAGAGGGAUCCAUUUGAUGAUGGCCAGGUCGUUAAAAUUGAGAUUCAUGAAAACUAGUUUUCUGGGAGGGUCAAGUUCAUCUACAAUUUCUAUUUUCAUGUAGCUCUUUCUACAACUUGUUAAUUUCCUUGAGUUACCCAAAUUUAAAUGUCGAUUAGUUGCUUGUUGGACUGAGCUUUCUAGUUUGCUUGAAGGGUCUUCAUUAAA
Molecule: messenger RNA, 583 nt
Organism: Lycium ferocissimum
Lineage: Eukaryota; Viridiplantae; Streptophyta; Magnoliopsida; Solanales; Solanaceae
Product: small ribosomal subunit protein bTHXc
Exons: 3
Coding region: 77-433 (118 amino acids)
Biological process (GO): plastid translation
Cellular component (GO): ribosome; plastid
Source: RefSeq, a predicted model, not a curated record